Molecule: messenger RNA, 1757 nt
Organism: Helianthus annuus (common sunflower)
Lineage: Eukaryota; Viridiplantae; Streptophyta; Magnoliopsida; Asterales; Asteraceae
Exons: 4
Coding region: 189-1598 (469 amino acids)
Source: RefSeq, a predicted model, not a curated record
GAACAUUCACCAAUCAAAAUGUCUGAAUAUUCCUACAUAUGAACCCUCUUCAAAAUUUCAUAAAUAUUCUCCAAUUAUCAUCAUAUCCUUUUGACUUUUUUCACAUAUAGCCGCCAUCAUCACCUCCUUUUAAAUCUCAUCAAUCCCAUCUUCACACUCAAAAUUUUUACAACUUUUUUUAUAAAAAUAUGCCCAUGGAUCGUUCGAGUUCAUGGGGAAGCAGCCGAUCGGGGUCCGAAGGGAGCAGCAGCAGAAUCCGGGCUAGCAACGUCGCGGUUUUAUCGAUCGAAUGUUUAAAAGGUAGUUCAAAGGCGGAAGAGUGGACAUGUGACAUGUUACAAACGGGUGAUAUUGUUGAGGAGAUUAAGAUUGGGAAUAUAAGUAUUACGACGCCGUUUAAGAACGGGAAGAGCGGAGUGCAGAAGAUCUUGCACAACUCGUUUAAGUCUAAGGAGACUUCGAUACGAGUGCGAGUGAGGCGCGGAUCGGACGAGUUUGCUGAGUUGAUGGCGUGUAUUGUGCCUUUGAGUGGUGGGAAAAAACAGUAUAUGUUAAGAGCUAUUGAUGACCCGAAUUAUACCGUUGGGUUUGUGGAUCGGACGGAAGGUGAUUGUUUGGCUUUGCAAGCUUCAAGGAGUUCAAGAAUGGUGAGUGCAUUAGCUGCUACAAAACUGCAUGAUGGAUAUGUUGCAUACCCAUGGCACAAGAAAAUGCAAGAAGUGCUAACCAUACCCAACUCAAGCUGCUUUCUAUCCAUCCUCUUUCUUCCGAAAGCCUCGGAAACGAUUGCGUAUCGAUACAAUGACUUGGAAGACACUCUUUCGCGAGCAAACGCGUGGCAUACCGCCUCUCAGGCUUCUGGGGUCCCUAUCCUUUUUAUGAACAUCCAAACCGAGUCCCUACUUACCAAGAUUUCUGGAGAAACGGCGUCUUCUACUGUAAACGCGGGUUCUCUGUCGGACUUGAUGGAUCUCGCAAAUGUGAGUUUAUACGGUUUUGAAGAUUACCAUGGGGUUGACAUUGGUGUGGUUAGAGCCGUUCGUCUUUGGUACGCUCCUAUAGGAGGAGAGGUCCCGGUUGAGAUAAAAAUCAAAGAAGGAGAUGAAAAGCUCGGGUUUGCCAUAGGUCGAACCGAAGAGGGAUUUAUUCAAGUAACUUCCAUUAUUGACCAAGAUGAAGACUCGCCUUCGACACGCUCAGGUCUCAGCAGUUUAUACAUCGAAGCAAGAAAAGCAAGAAAAAAACUUAUAAUCUCGCGAAUAUCAAACCAAAAGGUCCUUCCAUGGAUGGUUUCACCAGAAGGAGCCAUAAGAUGCUACGACACCGUUUCACUGAGCCAAAAACUAUCCUUACAUCGACACGCCAAAGUGCCGAUAUCACUUCAUGUAUUCGCUUGGGACCAAGAAGUGGCCAUGUUAGGCAAUGCUAACCUCAGGACCCAAACCAACACACCAGUGGCUUUACACUUGCCUCAAGAGACUCAAACCGCACAAACCGCAACUGCAAAUGAUGGACCAGAGUUCAGACCCGUUAGAGAUACUGCCGGAGAAGGUUCGUUUCGGUUCCAUAACUUUUCAGCUCCAAAUAAUUGGGUUUGACUAAUUGAGUUUGACUUUAUUUUUAUUUAUUUUUUUGGUUCCAUUGUAUAUACAAAUGUUUGUAAAAUUUGAUCUUACUUACGGUUGUCGUCGGCGCUGAUUGGUGUAACGUAGUUCAUAUGAUUUUGAAUCUAAUGUGAAGGUUGAUUGUUUUUUCUA